AUGUUCUGCUGUUUAAAAAGUUGUCUUAAUGGCUUUUCGCUCACACCCACGGUGCCCAUACGAAUCAAAGAAAAUCCUGUGCAAUUGGAUACGUUACACAUGGGUCAUGAGAUGGUGAUUAUAAAAGGUGGUCAGCGAGUUUGUGGUUCAGGCUGUGCAUUGGGAAAUGCACCACUGGUACAGAAUAAAUCAUACUUUGAAGUGAAACUUCAGCAGGGAGGUGUGUGGGCUGUUGGAGUAGCUACCAGGGAGACAGAUCUUAACAGAGUUCAUGGUGGCAUGGAUAAAGAAUCCUGGUGUCUCAACAGUGAUGGGACUGUGCGACACUUGAAUAUAGAACUGUAUCACCUUGCACAAGCACCACGAGAAUCUCCCACAGCCGAUUUGCUAGUGUCGACUGAUUCACCCACUCACACAGAAAAUGAGAAGCCGGAAAGUGAAAAAGAGACUAACACAGCAGCAGUAAUGCCUGUAGAGGGGUGA
Messenger RNA from Arctia plantaginis, 483 nucleotides. Lineage: Eukaryota; Metazoa; Arthropoda; Insecta; Lepidoptera; Erebidae. The record is from the annotation of a GenBank genome assembly.